This is a messenger RNA of Labrus mixtus (cuckoo wrasse), 2978 nucleotides long. RefSeq names its product protein phosphatase 2, regulatory subunit B, alpha b (gene ppp2r2ab). The transcript has 10 exons. Gene Ontology annotation, molecular function: protein phosphatase regulator activity; protein binding. Lineage: Eukaryota; Metazoa; Chordata; Actinopteri; Labriformes; Labridae. The coding region runs from base 269 to 1606 and encodes 445 amino acids. The record is from RefSeq and is a predicted model, not a curated record. Gene Ontology annotation, cellular component: cytosol; protein phosphatase type 2A complex. Gene Ontology annotation, biological process: peptidyl-serine dephosphorylation.
CAAGAGAGGGGUGGGGAGAAGUGAGUUGUGGGAUGCGGCAGGAGAGACAGAGAGAGAUACACAGAGUGAAACAACAGCGAGAGAAGCGGGAAGGAAACAAGAGAGCAAUCAGAAAUAACAUUUUACUGUUAAUUUAGUGGCUGACACUCGGGUUUGUUCCGACAGUAAGGAGGAUAUUCAGAAGGAAAAGUUUAAGAUCCCACGAAGCAGCGUGUGGGAGUGGGGAAGCAGGAUCGUGACUGACUGAAGCUCCACUGUCUGUCUCGUCAUGGCAGGACCUGGAGGUGACAUGCAGUGGUGCUUCUCUCAGGUGAAAGGAGCCAUUGAUGAUGAUGUAGCUGAAGCUGACAUCAUUUCCACAGUUGAGUUUAACCACACAGGGGAGCUGCUAGCCACAGGAGACAAGGGUGGGCGCGUAGUCAUUUUCCAGCAGGAAAUCGAGAAUAAGAGUCAGCCCCAGUUCAGGAGUGAAUACAACGUUUAUAGCACUUUCCAGAGCCAUGAGCCCGAGUUUGACUACCUGAAGAGUUUGGAAAUAGAAGAAAAGAUUAACAAGAUUCGCUGGCUCCCUCAGAAAAAUGCUGCCCAGUUCCUGUUGUCAACUAAUGAUAAGACAAUCAAGCUGUGGAAAAUCAGUGAACGGGACAAAAGACCAGAGGGAUAUAAUCUGAAGGAGGAGGAUGGACGCUACAAAGAUCCCAACACUAUCAUGUCACUGCGGGUACCAGUCUUAAUACCGAUGGACCUCAUGGUGGAAGCCAGUCCAAGGAGGGUGUUUGCCAACGCGCAUACCUACCACAUCAACUCUAUCUCAGUCAACAGUGACAAUGAGACCUACCUGUCUGCUGAUGACCUCCGCAUCAACCUUUGGCACCUCGAGAUCACUGACCGCAGCUUCAAUAUCGUUGACAUUAAACCCGCCAACAUGGAGGAGCUAACGGAGGUGAUCACUGCAGCAGAGUUUCAUCCUCAUCAGUGUAACACGUUUGUGUACAGCAGCAGCAAAGGAACCAUCCGUCUGUGUGACAUGAGGGCUUCGGCACUGUGUGAUAAGCACUCCAAAUUAUUUGAGGAGCCAGAAGACCCCAGUAAUCGCUCGUUCUUCUCCGAGAUCAUAUCCUCAAUCUCCGAUGUUAAAUUUAGCCACAAUGGACGCUAUAUGAUGACCAGAGACUACUUGUCUGUGAAGAUUUGGGAUCUUAACAUGGAGAACAGGCCAGUGGAGACUUACCAGGUUCAUGAGUACCUGAGGAGCAAGCUGUGCUCGCUCUAUGAGAACGAUUGCAUCUUCGACAAGUUUGAAUGCUGCUGGAAUGGCAAUGACAGUGUGGUGAUGACUGGCUCAUACAACAACUUUUUCCGGAUGUUCGACCGUGGCCAGAGGCGGGAUGUUACCCUGGAGGCGUCCCGUGAAAACAGCAAACCAAUGCAGGUCCUAAAGCCCCGCAAAGUGUGUGCGGGAGGAAAACGCAAGAAGGAUGAAAUCAGCGUGGACAGUUUGGACUUCAACAAGAAGAUCCUUCACACGGCCUGGCAUCCCCAGGACAACAUCAUCGCUGUGGCGACAACCAACAACCUCUACAUAUUCCAGGAUAAAGUGAACUAAUUAUAGGGUGAGCUUCCGUGAGAUCUGGCGUGGGUGACCUUGUGUACCACCUGCAGCCUUUCAGGCUCAUCCAGGGUGAUCUGUGGUAACCACGACAACCAGCAUCCCCUGUCCGUCGCUACUGGGUGACCAAACUUUGCCACUUUGUUCUAGAUGUGGACAGAGGAAGUCUUACUCUUGCCCAUCAUCAGCCUGUUUGUGGCAGAGAAACACCCGCCUUGUUGUUUAAGUGAUAUUGUGCCAAUUUUUUUUCCCCCACACUUUUUUUAGUUUUAUUUUGUUCUUUUGCAAGGCCACCUGCCCUUUUCUUCCCUCUUGGGUAACUUUGGUAAAGCAGUUUAAUUUCCUUGAAAUUCUGAAUACAGACACACUUAUUUUUAUACCCCCCCUCCAUUGGCUCUGUGGUAGUAAGUGAACAACACUUAUUUAGCAUGUCCCUUUAUUGUCCUGUGCCAUUCUAGUGUUUAUUUUUCUAAGAAAAUCAUUUUUGUGUGUACACCUUUUAUUAAUUCAUCUGUCAUACUGUUAUAGUAUUCUUUGAGUCGCUUCACAUGUCUCCCCUCUUUAAUUAAACAAUGCAGACUAAACGGUCACAAAUGUAUGCUCACAGUUUUCUUUACACACUCACUGCUUAUACUGGACUGCGACACAUCAGCGUUUCCCUCCAAGAGUUGGGAGAAUUAGGGUUUUCUUUCACAGAAUAAAAAAGCUCAGCACAGUGAGGAGUUAUUUGACUCACUGUUGCUGUGCUUGAUGCUCUGAAAGGUCAAAAGGUCCAGACUCCAGAAUAGAUACUUUUUUCUUUUUCAUCUUUUGUGCGUUGGUUCCUCUUCCUCCUUUUCUUUGUGUUCCACAUUAGACGGGUUAAAGGGAUAGCCUAUUCAAAUCUAAUUAUUAUGAUUGUCAUAUUUGUAGUAAAAAAAAGAUAAAAUGUCAUCAGAUUUGUUCCGUCCUAAUUUUGUGAAAUGAAGCUGGACCUUAGACAUAACAUUUUUGUGCCGCUUUAAGUAUCGUCUUCCCAUGGUGUACCACAGCUCUGAAAAAGCACUUCACAACAGGGGAAAAAAAACCUUUGAUCUGACACUGGACUCUUACUGCACCAACUAAAGUACUUGGAUGUGUUGAAAGGCUGCAACUUAAAAAGAAAACAUUAUUUGAGGCAUUAAGUCACUUAAAGUGUUUGUUGAAACUACUGCAGACAUUAUAAAUGCUACUGUAUGUGAUGGUACCAUAAGCUGCACAAGGAUUUGCAGCAGUUGAUGUUUCCACACCGUAUUUAAAACGUGGUCCGUUAAGACUAUUGAUGCCUCUAGUAAUGUAUAACUACAAUUUUAAUCUAUGACAGUGAAGAUAAUAAAGGAACUACUUUUUU